Messenger RNA from Danio aesculapii, 4771 nucleotides. RefSeq lists its product as uncharacterized. Gene Ontology annotation, molecular function: intracellularly cAMP-activated cation channel activity; protein-containing complex binding; cGMP binding. Gene Ontology annotation, cellular component: photoreceptor outer segment; plasma membrane; intracellular cyclic nucleotide activated cation channel complex. Lineage: Eukaryota; Metazoa; Chordata; Actinopteri; Cypriniformes; Danionidae. Gene Ontology annotation, biological process: retina homeostasis; monoatomic cation transmembrane transport. The transcript has 37 exons. The record is from RefSeq and is a predicted model, not a curated record.
AUGGCGACAUGGAUGUUUAACUGGGUGGCGAAGGUUGUGCCACAUGCUCCUAAUACACAGGAUGAUCUGGAGGACGAGGCUAUUACAUCGAAUGGAAAAACAUCAAAUCGAGACAAGGUCAACUCAUCCAGAACAGGCAGAGAGGAUGACCAAUCGUCUCAAACCUCACAGGGCAGUGUCCAGGCUGGUAUGUUAAAUUGGCUAUCCAAUGGUUUUGCGAGCGCACUCCCUCAGCCAGCAGGAAGCCCACUUCUCCCAAGAGCCAGUUCUGAUGCUAAAGCGCUGCAGGAUGAAGGAUCUGGAGAAAAGACUGGUGUUAUUGGCUGGAUCUCACAGGGAAUUGGAAAGGUCGUCCCGCAGCCAGAUGAGAAAUAUUUGCGGGAAGAGCCUCCAGAAUCAGAAGAAGUCACAGAGGUUUAUGAUGUCAAGGACCUUUCAGACAUGGAGCCCUUGCCACACAUACCAGUAGUAGAACUGGUGUCAGAAGAUGAGGGACCUGAGAUGGAAAUUUCUGCUCAGUUCCCUCCAAAAGUAAUAACCUGGAUAAAGAACGCUAUUCCACAUCAUGUGGCCAGACACCCAAAUUCCAGCUCUUCCUCACAGCGCUCCUCACAGUGCUCAAACAAAGUUUAUUCACCUCCUCCUGAAUCAAUAGCCAGCGUGACGGAGAUGGAUUCAAUAACUCCCAGUGUGGUGGGCAGGAUUGUCCAAGGCCUGGGUCUUUCAAUGCCGGUGCUGAAAGGCAAAGAAGGAUGUUUGAAUGUCAAAGUGUCUUUACAAGCUUCAAGCAUGGCUGUAUCUUCAGCAGGUGUCGGAUCGGAUCUCAUUCUGGAGGAGGUUGAUUCUGAAGACGAAGCCCCGGCAAAAGAUACAUCUUCACAACCUCAAUCCCAACCGCAGACACCAUGGUCACCAGAACAGUCUCUUCCAACGAGCGUGGCCACACCGUCACAGGCACACAUUGAGCUGGAGGACGCAGAGACGCAGACCGCACGAUGGACACCAAUGAUCGAGAGCAUCCGGAGGGAGGCCGAGGACACUGCCAUACUGAUCAUGGAGGAACGGUUGAUACAGGAGCGUUUAGCAAUGGCCCGGAUGGCUGAAGAAGUGGCGCGGCACACGGCAGAGUUGGCUGUGAGAGAGCUGGCACAGGCCCGCUUCGGCAUUCAGACCAUUGCGGAGGAACCAGAAGAUGUUGAUCAAGAAUUACAAGUGCUCCAGGAAGAGGAGAGUGAAGUCGAAGCCAUACAGAAUCAAAUUACAGAGUGUCAGUUACCUUCAGUUAAAGAGUUUGUUCCAGAAGGACCGGAGGAAGAGGCUGUACAGCCUGCUUUCACAACUGAAACCCCUGUGGAGGAGUUCAAGCCUGUAGAGGAGGAAGCAGAGGCUGAAUCUGAACCUGAAGAGCUUCAUGAGGAGGAAGAGGAGCACAGGGACUCCAGCGAGGCUGAAGAAGAAUCAGACCCCAUCACUAAACAACCUCAGUCUGUUACCUGCAGCUGUAAUUUACGAAGUGUUUCACCGGUUGAGAGUGCAGCUGCUGAAGAGGAAAGUGUUGUCCCUUCCAGAUGUCAUGCGCUGAAGAGCUGUUGCUUGCGUAUACCAUUUGCGCAACAAGCCCUGGACAACUUCAAUCAGUUCCUGAUAGACAUUGAAGUCACCUUGCCCACAGUGCCUUCCAUGCCCAGUCUCCCUCCUGUUGUGACUCAGUUAAUCGAACAGCUGCCUCCGCUCCCUCCUCAGCUAGCACAGCUGCAGCAACAAAUCUCUCAGCUUCCUCAACAAAUUUCUCAACAAUUCUCUAAAAUCACCCCAGAAUUCCCAAAUAGUGCAUCUCAGAUUCCUGGCUUCCCCGUGCAGUUAUCCAACCUCUCCCAACAGCUGUCCAACAUUCCAUCUCUAAUAUUCCGCAACAACUCUCCAGCAUUCCGCAGAAAAUAUCCAGCAUCCCGCAGUGCGCCCAACAGUGCUACACUAACCUCCGGAGCCGUCUCAACAUACUUAAGCCAGAUCAAGAUGCUGAAGGAUCAACCUCAGAGCAGUAGGGAUCUGGAGUUGGACCAUCUCGUCCGACAGUCCCCGCUUCAUUCCCCCCGUACCCCCUCGCCCUCCUCCCCAAGCUCCAUCCUAGACUUGCCCAAUGUGCCCUCUUACCCCCGUCUGCCACCCAUCGCUCCUUCACGCCAGUUAUCAAGCGUCUCCAACACAGCCUUCCAAACUGAGGACAAUCCCACCUCUGCUAGACCUUCAGUGAGCUCCAGACUGAGUGUGCACCCGGCCGUGAAUGUGGAAGAUGUUGAUUCAGACCUAGGGAAAGGAGGAAGAAGGUCUCGCCCCAUUCCCCCAAUUAUAAACCUGCAGGAUACCAACCUCAAAACCCUCACUGUGCCUGGUGCCCGUAAAGCCAGUCGGACUAGGUAAAUAUUAGACCGAAAACCACAGACAAUUUGGACCAAGAUCAAGAGACUUUACUCACAGGAUGAUGAGGAAGAGGAAGAGUUAGAAACUGCAGUUCGGGCCUGGCCUAGCCAGAGUAGCAUCUCAAGCGCAGAUGAUGGGCUUAAUCAGCGGCCAGCGUCUUCCGCCAGCCAGGCUAGUACCGUAGUAAACGAGAGGUUACAGGAGCUGGUCAAGCUUUUUAAAGAGAGAACGGAGCGGGUCAAAGAGAAACUGAUUGAUCCAGACAAUUCAGAUGAUGACACACCACCUGCCACCCCAUCUAAGCAGGCUCCAGCUCCUCCUCCUGAACCUCCAGCAGAGCAGAAAGCAGAGCAGGAGGCGCCUGAGGCCCCAGCCGAGAAAGAAGAGGAGACGACAAAGUUCCUGUGCUUUAAAGUGAAACCUCAGACUAGGAUUGGCCGGCUUUUACGGUAUCGUUUUCCAGCCAGCAUCGACCCCUUCACUAAUCUGUUCUACGUGCUCUGGCUGUUCUGCGUGUCUUUGGCGUUCAACUGGAAUGCAUGGAUGAUUCCUGUGCGCUCAGCGUUUCCUUAUCAAACACCGGAAAACAUCCACGUGUGGCUGUUAAUUGACUACUUGUGCGAUACCGUCUACAUUCUGGACGUCCUGGCCUUUCAAUCCCGACUGCAAUUUGUCCAACAUGGGGACAUUGUGAGUGACAAGAAAUUGAUGAGAGCUAAUUACAUCAAAACAGUACGUUUUAAGCUGGAUGUGCUCAGUCUACUUCCUCUGGAGCUUCUCUACUUCAAAACAGGGAUUAAUCCGCUCCUCCGCUUGCCUAGAAUCCUGAAGUUUAUGGCUUUCUUUGAGUUCAACAAGCGUCUUGAAGCUAUCCUGACCAAUCCUUAUAUUUACAGAGUCAUUCGAACCACCACUUACUUGCUGUUUGCCGUCCACUGCAAUGCCUGUCUGUAUUACUGGGGCUCUUCAUAUGAAGGUCUGGGUAUUUCAGACUGGACCUAUGAUGGGGCAGGCAAUAGUUACAUUCGCUGUUACUACUUUGCUGUGAGGGCUCUGUUGACCAUCGGUGGCCUGGCAGGACCCACCACGCUUUUUGAGAUGGUGUUUCAGCUCAUCAAUUACUUCAGUGGGGUGUUUGUGUUCUCCAUCAUGAUUGGUCAGAUGAGAGAUGUCGUAGGCGCAGCCACUGCGGCGCAGACAAACUACCGUGCCUGUGUAGAUAAUACAGUAAAGUACAUGGCCUCCUACCGUAUCCCUAAAGAUGUGCAGAAGAGGGUGAAAACCUGGUACAGCUACACAUGGCAGUCCCAAGGCAUGCUGGAUGAACAAGAGCUACUAGAUCAACUACCUGACAAGAUGAGGCUGGAUAUAGCAGUUGAUGUCAGCUACUCCAUUAUCAGUAAAGUGCCGCUCUUCCAAGGCUGCGACAGACAGAUGAUCUUCGACAUGUUGAAGAGGCUCAAAUCAGUGGUGUAUCUUCCAGGAGAUUAUGUCUGCAAGAAGGAUGAAGUGGGCCGUGAGAUGUACAUUAUAAAGGCUGGCGAGGUGCAGGUAGUCGGCGGUCCGGAUGGAAAGACGGUAUUUGUGACCCUGAAAGCAGGAGCGGUGUUUGGAGAGGUCAGCUUGCUUGCUGUGGGUGGAGGGAACAGACGAACCGCUAACGUUGUAGCUCGGGGCUUUGCUAACCUCUUCAUCUUGACCAAAAAAGACCUGAAUGAGAUCAUGGUUCACUAUCCAGAGUCCCAGAAACUGCUCCGCAAGAAAGCAAAGAAAAUGCUGAUGAAGGAUAAAAAGCCUGCUGAGAAGAAGGGUGAGGAGAAGGAGCCCGUCCCGAUUAUUCCUCCUCGUGCCGAGACACCCAAACUCUUAAAAGCAGCGCUGGAGAUGACGGAGAAAUCAGGAAUAAGAGGAACAUGGACCAAACUGAAGGACAGGGCCAACAGAUCAAGUGUCUCGCUGCAGCGCUCUAUCUCUUCUUCUGCGGCGCCCAACUCACCAGUCCAUGAACCUCAUUCAGAUCAAGACGCAGACUCUCUGUCUCAGAUAUCAGACAGCUCCAUGCAAAUCCCCACCACCCCCACCGGCACUGCAGACGCCAGCAUAUUUACUGAAGAGGACCAAAUCAAAUAGAAAACAUAUAAUCCAUAUGAAAUGAACAUCCCAGGCAGCUGAGACACCAGAAAUAUCAGCAGGACAGUGUUGUUCACAGUCGGGUCAUGGGGUCAGGUACAGUAACAAAAAACAUCUCAGGAAUGCUGACAAGUUUUCUCGUCUAAACCUGCACAGUUUCAGUGUAUUAUACUAAUCAAAAUAGUAAUAAGCAUACAAACAAUUUUCAUGCACUGGAGAU